CGGGAGCUACGCAGGCGCAGAGCGGCGCAGGGCCGCGGCGGCCGCUCCCUGGCUGGCAGUGCUCGCUAAGAUGGCGGAUUUCCUGCCAUCGCGGUCCCCGCUGUCGGGCUGCUUCCCGGGCUGCCUGCUCAACAGCAGCGAGGCGGAGCAGCAGCGAAAGUCCAAAGAGAUAGACAAGUGCCUGUACCGCGAGAAGACCUACGUCAAGCGGCUCGUCAAGAUCCUGCUGCUGGGCGCGGGCGAGAGCGGCAAGAGCACCUUCCUCAAGCAGAUGCGCAUCAUCCACGGGCAGGACUGGGACCGGGCCGCUCGAGAGGAGUUCCGCGCCACCAUCUACAGCAACGUCAUCAAGGGUGUGAGAGUCCUUGUGGAUGCUCGAGAGAAACUUCAUAUUCCUUGGGGAAAUCCGUCUAACCAAAGAAAUGGUGAUGUGCUGAUGGCCUUUGAUACCCGCUCAGGAGUGGUUGCGAACGGAAUGGUGGAGACCCAAGUUUUUUUGCAGUUCCUUCCAGCAAUAAGAAGCUUGUGGGCAGAUAGUGGUAUCCAGCAUGCCUAUGACAGACGCAGAGAAUUUCAACUGGGGGAGUCUGUGAAAUAUUUUCUGGAUAACUUGGAUAAACUUGGAGAACAAGACUAUCUUCCCUCCCAGCAAGAUAUUCUAUUGGCACGAAAACCUACAAAAGGGAUUCAUGAGUAUGAUUUUGAAAUUAAAAAUGUUCCCUUCAAGAUGGUUGAUGUAGGUGGCCAAAGGUCAGAGCGGAAACGUUGGUUUGAAUGCUUUGACAGCGUCACUUCUAUAUUGUUCCUGGUUUCAUCGAGUGAAUUCGACCAGGUACUUAUGGAGGAUCGACUAACAAAUCGCCUUACAGAAUCUUUGAACAUUUUUGAAACUAUAGUCAACAACCGGGUUUUCAGCAAUGUCUCCAUAAUCCUCUUCCUAAACAAGACAGACUUACUUGAGGAAAAAGUGCAAAAAGUGAGCAUCAAAGACUAUUUCCCAGAGUUUGAAGGGGAUCCCCACAACUUAACAGACGUCCAAAAAUUCCUGGUGGAUUGUUUUCGCACGAAACGCCGGGACCAGCAGCAGCAGAAGCCCUUGUACAACCACUUCACCACUGCUAUUAAUACAGAAAAUAUCCGCCUGGUAUUCCGUGAUGUAAAGGAUACCAUCCUUCAUGACAACCUCAAGCAGCUCAUGCUACAGUGAUGCGCAGCAACAACAACGAAAAACUUUGAUUUGUGUUAAUAGUUUACAGCAGGAGUUGGAAAAAGGUCUUGUCCGACCUCAUGAUGUGUGGGUAAAGCUGCUGCUGUUCCAGUUAAUUGCCAACUUCUCUCAAAAUUCAGGCUUAAAUCUUUUCUGCUAUAUCUCUGUCUUGAAAGAGUUUUCAUUUCUUAACAGACCUCAACUUUUUUAAAGCUAACUCACAUGUUUUAACCUCUUCCCUUUUUUCAGCCUGACGAAGCCUGUACUCCAAUAACAAGUAACUUGUAGACAUGCAGUUUAAAGAAUUUACUUCGGAAACUUGAUAAGUUUAAAAAGCAGUUUGGCAUGUGAAAGGGCUAUAGAAGAGAUUUGUAUAACUCUGGACUGCUCUCCAAGCUUGGCCAACCACCACCGUCAGUUCUUUGUGGCAAAUAGCUCCACCCUGUCAAAUAAUUAAGCUGUCUUUGAAGUUUACAAAUGUAUUUUUGCUUCCAUGCCAAUAUAGGAUGUUCACCAAAUGGUACCAGAAAGGAGGUCCACUACCAGUGAAUAUUUUAAUCAGAAACAAUCAUGCAAAGGGACUUCUCAUCUUAAUUGGUCAUUUUUAGAUCAUGUGGUUUGACAAAAAAAUCUAUGCUUUAAGUUUGGAACUAACUAGUUUAAAUCGUACAGCUGUUUGCAGCUUUAGAUGUCUGCCAGUUGCUGUGAAUUAACUGUUUUAAGAAUGUUCCUUGAGGAUUUUUGUUGUUCUUCAGUUAGCUCAUACAUUAUGGUUUGGAUGAUGGAGGAAACCAAGCAAGAGAUUUGUUUCUGUUAAGCAGCAGCAGCAGUGUUUAUAGAUGUCAGGUGCAUCUAUAGGGUUGACAAUACUGAGAAUGCACAUAACUGUAUUAAUAUACAGGACUCAAUAUUAUAUUGCUGACCAAAAAGGCAGAAAGUGAUUAUCAAAAAUUAUAAGGGAACUGAAUUAUAACCUUGAAAUGCCAUAUUGCAAGACAGUGAAAUUUUAAAGGGCCUCCACUUUCCGCCUCAGUUGCUGCACACCUCAAUAACUCAGCCUUGUAAGCACCCCAUUCACUAAAACACAAGUUUUGUGGAACUACCAUAACUGCCUUUUUCAUCUCAAUUCUGAGGAGGCUAGUGACGCUUUUGAUUUCUCAGGUGUUGGUUUAAAAGCCCAUAUUAUACUAGUUACUCUGGAUUUCCAAGUUAACUGUAAACUUUAUUGCAGGUCUUACUAUGCUAUGCUUUAAAGGGAACAUCUACAAAAGCAAUGGAUACUUAUGCCUGUUCUAACACUUUACUCUCAUAAAAGUUUUAAUGGUUAACAUGAUCAGAGAUUAGCAGCACAGUUCCCCCUUUUUUGUUACACAGGCCAAAUUUGAUGCAUUGCUACUGCAAUUCCAUAAUCUUUGUGGAAGGAAGUCAGUCAGCAAAAUCCAUAGGUUUGAAACCAAUUUAGUUUUGCUGUCUAGAUCCAGGUAACUUGAGAGCUCGUGCCAAUUAAGUGCUUUACUAGAACAGGCUCAGUGUGGAAUAGUGAGCCUAUUACAGCAUCAGAAAACACUGUUAAGUGAUGCAGAAUCCUUUAACCUAAAGUGCCUCUUAAUUGCUUUUCCUUGCGGUGGCCUUAACACAAAUGCCAAUGUUUCAGAUCGUGGCCUUUUGUGGGGUGGGGUGGGGACUCCAUUGCCAGGUUAAACUUACCGGUAGCUACUGCACAGAGAUGUUGCAUAUUUGCUAGAAAAUACUAAAAAUAAAAAUGAAACCACCCACUCAGAUAUUCUGAAGUGUAACAGUAUAGGUGUAGGUGUUCUGGGGAUAAUAUUUCUCCCACUCCUGUAUUCUUUCAGGAGUCAAUCAAAAUCGGUAUGCAAAGUGCUUUUUGCUAGUCUUCUAAGUAAUAUAUAGUUAAGGGCAGUAUUUGCUUUUAAAUGUGUUAACAAAUCAUGAUUUAUGUGGAACUACAAGCAAACAGGAACAAAUUGGUUUCAUUGACUCAGUUUUAUAAUACUGCUAAUGGGUAUAGUUUUUAAAGUGUGUCAUGCACAGAUUUUCCAUUGUACUCCAGAAAAAUUGCUAGAAGUGGAGAGAUUUGGAGUAUUUGGCUUUUUUAACCAAAAGGAGACAUUUUGGGGUGGGGCUGCAAAUUUAAUUAAGGGAACUGGGGAGGAGAGGGGUGGUCUCCCCCCCCCCCCCCGCUGGCAGCUUUCCCACUCAGUCUCACACAUACACAGCUGCUUUUCCUCCACAGCUUGGUGGUGGGGGUGUAAUUUUGAUAGGAAAAUUUAGCUAGAGGGGAAAGAGUGAAGCAGCCCUUGGCUAUUCAUCUGCUUAACCUUCAUGGCAACUU
Lacerta agilis (Sand lizard) is the source of this 3560-nucleotide messenger RNA. It is a transcript of the gene GNA13, whose product is annotated as G protein subunit alpha 13. The record is from RefSeq and is a predicted model, not a curated record. The transcript has 5 exons. Bases 71 to 1207 code for a protein of 378 amino acids. Gene Ontology annotation, biological process: adenylate cyclase-activating G protein-coupled receptor signaling pathway; Rho protein signal transduction. Lineage: Eukaryota; Metazoa; Chordata; Lepidosauria; Squamata; Lacertidae. Gene Ontology annotation, molecular function: guanyl nucleotide binding; D5 dopamine receptor binding; G-protein beta/gamma-subunit complex binding. Gene Ontology annotation, cellular component: brush border membrane; heterotrimeric G-protein complex.